Arabidopsis thaliana (thale cress) is the source of this 180-nucleotide messenger RNA. RefSeq lists its product as uncharacterized. The record is from RefSeq and is marked reviewed. Bases 1 to 180 code for a protein of 59 amino acids. The transcript has 3 exons. NCBI's taxonomy places the organism in Eukaryota, Viridiplantae, Streptophyta, Magnoliopsida, Brassicales, Brassicaceae.
AUGGUGUCUACAGAAGAAGACGAAGAUCGGAGAAAAAGGAUGGAAAAAUGUAAGUCUGGGGAGAGCGAGAUUAUUGCAUUGCUUGCUGCUGGGGAAUCGAAGAAAAAUGUUGAAGAUACAUUAGUACAUUUUGUUGUGGAAUUAGAAAAGGCUCGUCAUUCGGAGCCAAAACAAGGCUAA